Doryrhamphus excisus (bluestripe pipefish) is the source of this 1314-nucleotide messenger RNA. Its product is annotated as ADP-ribosylation factor 3. Gene Ontology annotation, molecular function: GTPase activity; GTP binding. NCBI's taxonomy places the organism in Eukaryota, Metazoa, Chordata, Actinopteri, Syngnathiformes, Syngnathidae. The record is from RefSeq and is a predicted model, not a curated record.
CCUCGCGAGACGUGGGCUAUGGAGCGAGCGAGAGAGAGAGAGAGAGAGAGGUAGAGGUAGAGGUAAGCGGUGUCUCCUUCACACUACUGGCACCCCCGACCGAACACCCCCGGUGAACACCCACAGUCUCCAGAAGCGUCCGUGAGCCAUGGGAAACAUUUUUGGGAAUUUGCUGAAGAGCCUGAUAGGAAAAAAGGAGAUGAGGAUCCUCAUGGUGGGGCUGGAUGCGGCAGGGAAAACCACGAUCCUCUACAAGCUGAAACUCGGGGAAAUAGUCACCACAAUCCCAACCAUCGGCUUCAAUGUGGAGACCGUGGAGUACAAGAACAUCAGCUUCACCGUGUGGGACGUGGGCGGGCAGGACAAGAUCCGUCCCCUCUGGAGACAUUACUUUCAAAACACGCAGGGUUUAAUCUUUGUGGUGGACAGCAACGACAGAGAGCGCGUCAACGAGGCGAGAGAGGAGCUGAUGAGGAUGCUGGCUGAGGACGAACUGAGAGAUGCGGUGCUUCUCGUCUUUGCUAACAAACAGGACCUCCCCAACGCCAUGAACGCCGCUGAGAUCACAGACAAGCUGGGCCUCCACUCCCUGCGCCACCGCAACUGGUACAUCCAGGCCACCUGCGCUACCAGCGGCGACGGCCUCUAUGAAGGCCUGGACUGGCUGGCCAAUCAGCUCAAGAACAAGAAGUAGGGGGGCCGGGAAUCCCGCAGCCACGACCGUUUCACGUUUGGGGGGACUGAGGGAGAUUUUUCAGCUUUUAGUUCCAGUCUGAAGCUUCCUAAUUGUCUGAGCCCGGUUUUAAACACACACACACACACACACACACACACACUCUGGCACGCGCUUCUACUUGUGUCCACCUCUGGUCUUUAGGCGCGGCGUACGGCAUGUCUGUCAGAUCAUGUGACUACGUUGUUCAUCUUCUGGCUUUUUCCCCUCAGCCAGGCAGCCAAGUCAUCUUCGUAUUCCUCCACUUUGUGUCACGUGUCCGACGAGUCGCAGCCUCUUGAACUGUGUGUUUAUUGAAUGUGAGUAUUGUCCGUGGCUGUAAGUAUUCAAUAUUUAUUUGUCCUUUUAUGGAAGAAGAAAGCAGGGUGUGGGGCAAAUAUCAAUCUGUGGCGGGCGGGCGGGCACAAGGUCCAAGGACCGAUACCAGCAGGCUUCUCUGUCAGUCAAUCCAUACGUUUGUGCCGCACAUGGCGACUAUUUAUGCUCUUAAGUGUUCGAUUCCACACCAUGUUACAUCAUCACUUUGGGUUUCGUGGCCUUAUACAGUAUUUAGUGAUGGAAAAUAAAAAACACUGAAAAUA